UGCUGCCGCCGCCGCCGCUGGUGCCGCUGGUGCCGCUGCCGCCGCCGCUGCUCAUGAUCAUUAUUUUACCUUUUAAUUCUUUUUUUUUCCGCUCUUGCCAAAUGCUUUGGCUCCAAGUUUCCUAUGUGUAUCUAUUGAUAUAAAUGUAUAUGUUUAUUUAUUCUAGCUGUCAGGUGUUAAAAUAAAUGCCGAAGAUUAGUCCCACGUCUCUCCCACUCUAGGAUAUAGAUUUUUAUAUAUUUAUUUUAUUUUUGUUGUCUUUGAGUGCAUCGGCCGGUUUGGGGAGGCUUUUGCCACCCUCCCUUGUGUUGUUUUGGUUUUGGAAAAGGAGGUGGAGGAGAGGAAGGAGGGGAAUUAGGGGGCGGCCGGAGCCCAGAGGACGAGACAGUGUUUGGGGGGUGCUCCGGGCAAGUCUGGGGGCUGUCUGGCCCCAGACGACGGAGAGGACGCGCGCUCGCGCUCUCGCUCUUUCUGCUGCUGCUUGCGUACGGCUUGUGAUCUCGCUGGAUUCGGGCGGCUGUUUUUUCCCUCUUUCCUCGCUUGCAAACUGCCUUCCUCGCUCCCUCGCUCCUGCCUCCCCUUCCCUCCCUCCCUCCUCUCCCUCGCCUCUCCUUCCUUCUCCUCUCCCGUCCUUCUUGGUGACUCCGGGAGGCGAGGAGGGAGGCUGCCCGCUCGCUCGCCCCGCUGGCUCCCUUCCACCGGCCUCGCUCCUCUAGAUUCCCUGCCUCGGAGCCGAGAUUUGGGAGGAAAAAUGCAAGCGAACUCCUCGGGUUUUGUUUCUCGGCCCCCCCCCCCCCCCCCCCCGCCAAGCCCAGUUGAAGUAUCGUUUCUACUAUUUCCUUUUAGAGCCGCGAUCUUCCUAACGAGAUCCGAGUGUUUUGGUGUCCCCUUACCCUGUGUUUUGGGGGAGGUUUAGCUUGCCUGGGGGCGGGGAUGUUGAAUACUUUGAAAAUUAUUCUUUCUUGGUUGCAGUCGAGGGAGUCGGGAAACCCCGCGCGCUCCCUCUCCCCAUCCUGAGGAGAGAGGCUGGUGGCGGGACAGGGAUUUGGGGGGUGGGUGGCAAAGGGGUGCGCGUUUGCACCUGCGGUGCCGUUUAGCGUGCGGGGACUCCGGGAACCUUCACAGGACGGCCCAGCCAAGCGGGAAGGUGGCGGGAUUUCUGGCGGUCGCGGUGUUUGUGUUUUGGGCGCUGCGUGACUCGGUGUUAGCUCCCAAUGGCUGUUCCCCCGCCUCUCCUAAAUUUUGUCUUAUUUUUUCCCAUGGUGCGAGCUUUGUAAAAAGACAACUGCAGACCGGAGAGUAGCCGACGUCAGGCUUCAGGUUCCCGAGGUCCUUGCACGGGGCGAGGGGAAAAACAAACAGCCCCAGCCCGCGUUCCUACGUGCAAGACCCGGGAGGAGAGAAGGGCACGCUGUGGCCCUGGAUGAGGGAGCCGGCGCGGGAGGAGGGGGCGCGGGCGCGAAAGGGAGAUCUUUGUGAGUGAUUUUGCAAAAACGGAUUGCGAGAUUGGUUGGAUUUGCAACCUGUGGCUCUCCUCGAGGGAGUAAGAAUGGGGGAAAGCGGCGGCGGCGGCGGCCCGGGGCGGGAGCCGGUGGGGAGUUGGAGCCUCGGAAAUGGGCUGCGCUCCUGGGCAGCGGGAGCUAGGGGCCACCCCGCUGCGAGAGGUAGUGACCGUGGUCAGUGUCUUGAGAACUGUGGAUUGCGUUGCCUUUUGAUGCCGUGUUAUUGGAACUCUGGCGAAAAAUGGAUCUAGUGUUACAAUAAUGAGUUUUAAAGGUCCCCCAUGGAAAACAAAAACACAACCCAAUAGAUUAAAAAAAAGAAGAAGAAGAAGAAUGAAAAAGACCCCUUUUAUGGGGUGCCCCCCUUUGCAAUGCUUAAGAGGUGGUGGUGGGGGUCCAGCAGCUGAACCGGGAGAAAGACCCCAACUAGGGUACUGAAAGUCCAGAGCUGUUACUGGGUUCCUGACCGCCACAGAGAGCUGGUCAUCUCCCCCACCACCAGUAGCCACAGGAAACUGAUUUAAUCUUUUAUGGAUUUUUUUCCCCUCAUUCAGUUUAUAGUUUCCAGGAGGAAAAUCUUGUAACUCUUUACUUUUUUUUUUUAAGUAAAGUAUCAAUAGAUGCUUUUUUUUUUUUCCUGUCAAAAACAAAACAAAACAAAACCAAAAAACAAAAAAACUGGGCAGGACAGAGGGAACCAGGGAAAGGGCUGUUUAGAAAUACAGUUUGUGGCUCUGAGCAGUGCCACCAGCUUCCUCUACAGAGACUGCCAGUUUCCCUUUUUCUUUGCAAGGUGUGUGUGGUUUUAAUAAAUAACUUAAAAAAAUAAGAGGGGGGCCGGCAAGACCUGUCAGGAGACAGGUAUCUAUUUUGCUCACUAUUUACUACCAAGAGCCUUUGGCACUGGAACAGAGCCUCGUAAAUCUGCAGCCCAAGUUGAAGUUCAUCUGGCCCUAGUCCACAUGCUAUUCCUGGAGGUAGCAAACAUGAGCUCAAAGGAAUGAGGUGAAAUCACAUUCUUGCUUUAAAAUAUAUACCUUUGGGGGGGGGGUAUGGAGAAAGCAUAUUGUCUCUGGGGGUAGGAGGAAAUGGAAAGAGGGCACUAGGAGAUGGGCAUUCCCUUGCAAAAAUGACUCCAGUUGGGUCCUCAGGCUGAAAUAGAAACCUGUAGAUGGGAAAUAUUCCCCCUCCCCCCACUUAUAAAUAGAAGUUUCCAAUAUCCUAUUUGGAAGACUUUCCAAUACUGCAGGCCCAAGCACUGGCUGAUUUUUAAGGGUCUGUUGAUAGUGACAAUAAGGCCAGAAGCUGUUGGUAAACUGGGCAGCUUGAAGGAGAAGGAAGCCAGAACAGGGAAUUCUCCAAUUGGCCUUUUCUUCUGUGCUCAAUUGUGAAGGGUUUUACCCCAUGCUUUCUUGAAAAGACUCUCCAAUUUAUUCUGGGUUUGCUGGACAGGGAUGGGACUCUAAACUCUUAAGCUGUCGUUUGCUGAGCCUUGAAGAGUUCCAGUUAUUGGUUGAGUAAAUGGUAGCCAGGACUAGAUGUCAAAAUCCUUCCUUCCCUCUCUCCCCUGCCCAGUAGCCACACUCACAACCCACUUUAUUGUGAAAAACUUGAAGGAGGUAGUGCGGCAGCGCCACCCCUUGGUGGGUGAAACUCUAUUUGCAAAAGUCAAAUAUUUGAAAAACAUUGUGAAAUGACCUUAGGAGGAUUUUUUUUUCUUUAGAAAGGGGAGAUAAAACUAACUUUAAAAAAAGGACGUUGUAGCUGAUUUCUCAAAUGGGGUGGAAAAGCGUUGCUUUCCAGCUAGGAGAGUGUCAUAAGAGGCAAAGAAGUUCGAGAGUGUGUGUGUGUGUGUGUGUGUGUGUGCGUGCGCGGUCGGGGAGGGUUGCCUAGUUGGCUUGAAGUAGGUGAGUUCUCCAGACGGAGGUAGCCUCCUUCCCCCUUGGACUUGACUUCUCAGAGCACCUGAAUUCUGUUGCUAGUCUGACACUGAGAUAAGCAGGAAUGUCUCGGUGUAAAAACAAACCAGUGAUGGGAAGUCCUGUAGUUUUGCUGGCGGUGAUGGUCGUGUCUACUGGGGGCUGGGUUGGGGACGGAGGUUUGUGGCGUGGGGCAAUGGUAGGCUGGUCCGUAGCUGGGUUUGGAGCCUUCUGGGAGUCGAAGUAGUGUGGCGCGUGCCGGCUUCCUGCACUGCGCAACAAGUGGGAAUGCCGCCGCAGUGAUCCGAGCGAGGGUGCUGUGUAGUGGCGGAGCCGGCCCCUUUCUCUUCGCCCCACUGGAAGCCAGGAAUGGCUCUUCCCAGUUCUCCCCGCCUCCCAGUCUGUGACCAGCAGCCCCGCCAAAAGACAAAACUCAGCCCCCCUUUCCCCACCCUCCGCCUUUAGCGAGCCCUGUAAACCUGGGCGGAACCCUGCCCUUGGCCUCCAGGGCCCCCUUCCUCCGUGGGGAUCAAGAGUUUAUUCCCGACUUUCUUUGCUGGUCGACCAGUGUUUGGCAAGAAGCUCUGCUAAUACCUUCUGCUUUUUGAAGACAAGAGCACCCUUUCCUUCCCUUCUAAUACAUUCGGCCUUUCGGGCUGGAAAAAUCAACGUAUAAUACAUGAACCCUGCUCCAGAGACCGCGUUGUGGUUACUAGAGGAGUGAGCAUCGGGAAGAACGGAAUUACAUCCAGUAAAUUAAAUGUUUUGCAGCGUUGCUUAUAGAGGCCAACCUCCUCCCGCUAACAGAUCCAAAAAAAAAAAAGUGGGGGGCAGUCGGUUGUGGAAGGCUGUGGCUGCGCGGUGAUUUUCGAACGGACUGAGUCUGCCACCUAGUGGUAGAUCCUAGCAGAGUUCCCCCCCCCCCCCCCCCCGCGCCUGGGGCGGUGGACCGACCCUGUCACCUUCGGAUCUCCAAGUAUCCCUACUAGGUGCUAGGACUGACAGAGGAGGGCAACAUCCAAUGAGGAUGACAUCUGACCUCCAAAAUUUUGGUAAGGUGGAUGAAAAUUCGGAAGCCUCUAGAUGCUUGCCCUGUCCACGGUCGCUCAGCGAGCGGCAUGUGCCUCCCUAAGAGAACCUUAGUAAGAUAACCCGUUUUGAACACACUAUCUUUCUGUCACUGUGGUGUCUCCCUGGGUGAAGUGGGUAGUGGAGGGACGCUUGGAGGCUCUAGGACAUAAAACUUUACAGUUGAGAAAACAGGCAGCCUCAUGAGGGGGGGGCCUGUUGCUGGUGAGUUAGUACCCUAACUGGGACCAGAUUUUUACCUUCUGAAUUCCAGGCCAGUGACUUAAAGUCAAAGGCGAGUGUAUCUCCGCUCCCUUGAAGUAUCUAAGAGACAGGAGCAGCAGUAAGAGAGACCCACGAUUUUAAUGUCUCACAUCAGCGAAGCUGGGAACAGCUCCCCAGAUGUCUUGGAGGAAUUCUAGAAAAUAUGGCAUAAGAUUUUCAGUGACAGAUACAGGAAGCCUACCGCAGUGCUGAGGGGUGGAGGUCCCAGAUCUUGAGGGGUGUGCCUGGGUUAAUGGAUGAUUAAAUCCCAGUCCCUAGACUUGUAGAGCCCGAGGCUCACAUUUGGAUUCUGAAAUCACCCUCUUCCCCUUCCUUCCAAACUGCUUAGUGGCUUGGCGAGAGAUCAAUGGGUGUGUGUGUGUGUGUCGGGGGUGGGGGGAUGGGGGUCAUAUGGACAGGCAGGGUGUAAUCCUCAUAGAAUUUGGGCCACAAUAGCUUCUUAUUAAGCAAAGUUUUAUUUUUUCGGAGUUCAAAACUUAAGAUGGCAAAGGCGCGUAGGGGUGCCGGCGACCCCUAGCGACGACCGCCGGCGCGCACACUCUUGGGAGAUGCUGCGGUCUCCACCGCCCCGGUCCGAGGAAAUCGAGUUCAGCCUCUCCCACUGCGGGAGCAGUCGGAGGCCGCGUUGGAGAAACGCGCCUCUGUUCGGGUUGGAAACGAAUCUGGGGAUGUGUUUGAAGAGUGGUCAAGUUUGACUCAUCGCUUUCCAAGGACAGUUAGUGCUUUCCAUCUUCAUUAACGUGAAUAAAGACCUUGGCUGACUUUUGUCCAGAUCGGAUUUUUAAAGGCAUUGUUUGGUUGGGGACAUCAUGCCGCUCCCCUCCCCCGGCUGCCUUUUUGCAAAGGCAGAGCCCAGUCCAGCCUGGAUGGCCGAGAUAUCUUUGCUCGGGGACGUGGUUUGCUGGCAUUGUCUGCUUCUGCUGGCUCUUUCUGGAAGGCUGUCGCGAGCUGGGCGCAUGGGGAGCGUCCCUUCUGCAGCUCCUCUUCAGAUCUUGAUGAUAAAACACAUCCCUCUAUUUUAUUGCAUUUCCUAGAAGCUUGCAGGCUUGAAAGAGCUCUACUGGCAGGAAACGUGAUAGAAAUAAAGUCAGGACAUAAUGUCCCCGAACACCUCGGUCACCCAAAGCGACUGCCGAGGCUACCGCGUUAUCAAAUUCGCUUUCAUUUAUUGUCGUCUCCUCCGCCCUCCCGCCCUCCAGUCAAGAGAGCGAAGAGUGUUUCACCCUUAAAACAAAAACAGCGGCGCGGUUUAACCCCACCCCCUACCGCUGGAUCACCGUGGCUAAACUGGAGCAGCUAGUUAGCUGAGCCGCUGCGCAGAAAGGGAGCGCUCGGGCAGGAGCCCUGAUGCUGGUUUCACUACGGCAGCUCCAGCCUUAUUAAAAUUCCUAGUUCCUACCCCUAAACAGUGCUUUGCACUUCCAGAUUCUUCUUUGGAUUUCUCGGCGAGUUAUUGGAGUUAUUAGAUUACCAAUAAUCCAACGGCGGGCCGGGAUUAGAGAAGGGACGCGGUGGGGGGGGGGGGGGGGGAGGCUGUGCGAAAGGCAUUCUCCAAAGCUGGAGACUGUGUCUAAAGUAGGUCAAUGGGAAGGAGAGGCGGGGCUACAUGCGGGUUGUCGGUUUCAAGCCUUGAUGGAGGGCUCUCUCUAGUGUUUAGCAGCGGUAAGACAUGAUUAGGUUUGAGCUCCCGGAACCACGGGAAUCCUAAUUUCCAUUAAGUGCAUGUACGUAAUUUUAACUUCCCUUCCUAGAUACUCACCCCAUUCCAUAUUAAAUUUCAACCUUCGCUUUCACCUUUGUUCCACCCGGCGAAGGGGUAAGAAAGUCUCAAAGUAGGACUUUAUGAGGCCGCCGAGGCCCAGUCUUUACCGACGGCCCUGACCCCGCCUCCGCCGCUGAUGGGAUGCGCGGCGCAGUGUGACGCCACCCGCCACUUUUAGGACUGGACUGCGGCCUUAGGCGCCGAGUCUUUCGAGCUCCCCGCCCCGGAAAAUUCCUCUCGGAGCCCACUACUAGGACCCAUUAGGAGAGGGCGCCCAGGGGUUAUAAUUCCAAGGAAGGCCCAGAGAAAGCGAGGCGUCCUUGGAGCGCGCCCGUGCGCGCUCGGGUCAGCGCCCCGGCCUCUGCGGAAUCCUUACCGGGUCUGUACGGUUUCGGGGAAAUCGGAUUCCGAAAUCCCGAAACCUGGCCAGGUUCGGCCUGGGAGCUCCUAUUCUAAAGACUUUGGGCGGAAACCGAGGCUAGCAGCGUUCCCCGACUUGCCAACGUAGGCGGAAGGGGCUUUCGGUUUGGUUUUCCUACAAGUCGUCUGGCGCGCGCUGGAUGGAGACCCUCAGCCCUAGGGACUCCCAUCUUUUUGACCUUGACGCCUGACCCAACCACCCUCUUAAAGGGGGCGGAGGCAAGCUAAAAGCAAAAAGCAAAAAUAAAUAAAUGACGCAUUAGGCAAACAGAGGCCAGAAUUGGGCAAUUUGAAGUCAUAAAAUGAACCUCAGACUGGACCCGAAUUCCUAGGUUCUAGACUGGCUCUGCUACUAACUUGUGCGACUUUCCCCAUUUAUAAAAACUGUUAGGUGUAAGGGUUGGCCCGGGUGAACUGAGUCCUCGAUCGGGCGCCGGCGAGGGAUUUAGGGGAAAGUGUGCCUAUUCCCCGCGAGCCUCCCCGGGCGCGCCCCGCCUCCCCCGGGUGAAUCCCCGGCGGCCCUCGCGGCGCAGGCGGCGAUCCUGGCGGCCGUCGAGGGCCGGCAGCUUCCUGGAAAGUUACUUCUCUUUGGAGCCGGCGAUAGACAGAGUGUUCUGUGAAAUCCGCUGAGCUGAGAUCGACUACAUUCCGGGAAUGAGAGGGCUGUGCCAUUCCCCUCACUACCCCCUGCCUUGACGGCGUAACAGGGGAAAAAAAAAAAAAAAGCACACACAAUGUUAGCUACCGAAGUGCACGAAACGUUUUAUUUGAAUGUAGCCAAAUUAAGGGCUGCCACGAUCUCAGCACGGGGCCUCCGACGCGCCUGCGGGGGCUUCGCGACAGAUGGGCAGCGGUGCCCGCAGAACGCCCGGGGGUGGGCGGUCCCUGGCGGAUAGAUUUUAAGCAAAAUUUUGGACUGUGAAUCAAGGCAUUGGGUGAAGACAAAAUGGCAUCCCCGGCUGACAGCUGUAUCCAGUUCACCCGCCAUGCCAGUGACGUUCUUCUCAACCUUAAUCGCCUCCGGAGCCGUGACAUCUUGACUGAUGUUGUCAUCGUGGUGAGCCGUGAGCAGUUCAGAGCCCAUAAGACAGUCCUCAUGGCCUGCAGUGGCCUGUUCUAUAGCAUCUUCACGGACCAGCUGAAGUGUAACCUGAGUGUGAUCAACCUGGAUCCUGAGAUCAACCCUGAGGGGUUCUGCAUCCUCCUGGACUUCAUGUACACGUCCCGGCUCAAUCUGCGGGAGGGCAACAUCAUGGCCGUGAUGGCCACGGCAAUGUACCUGCAGAUGGAGCACGUUGUGGACACUUGCCGGAAGUUUAUCAAGGCCAGUGAAGCAGAGAUGGUUCCUGCCAUCAAGCCUCCCCGUGAAGAGUUUCUGAAUAGCCGGAUGCUGAUGCCCCAAGACAUCAUGGCCUAUCGGAGUCGUGAGGUGGUGGAGAAUAACCUACCGCUGAGGAACGCCCCAGGGUGCGAGAGCAGGGCCUUCGCCCCUAGCCUGUACAGCGGCCUGUCCACCCCGCCGGCCUCUUACCCCGUCUACAGUCACCUCCCGGUCAGCAGCUUCCUCUUCUCUGACGAGGAGCUGCGGGAUGCCCGGAUGCCUGUGGCCAACCCCUUCCCUAAGGAGCGGGCCCACCCCUGCGAUAGUGCCAGGCCCGUCCCUGGCGACUACAGCCGGCCGGCCCUGGAGAGAACUCCCAGCGUAUGCCACAGCGGCAUCUACUCACCCAAGGAGGCAGCCCCAGAGGAGACACGCAGUGACAUGCACUACGGCGUGGCCGAGGGCCCCAAGCCUGCCGCCCCCUCGGCCCGGAAUGCCCCGUACUUCCCCUGUGACAAGGCUGGCAAGGAGGAAGAGAGGCCCUCCUCGGAGGAUGAGAUCGCCCUGCAUUUUGAGCCCCCCAGUGCACCCCUGAACCGCAAGGGUCUGGUCAGCCCCCAGAGCCCCCAGAAGUCCGACUGCCAGCCCAACUCGCCCACGGAGUCCUGCAGUAGCAAGAAUGCCUGCAUCCUCCAGACCUCUGGUUCACCUCCAGCCAAGAGCCCCACCGACCCCAAAGCCUGCAACUGGAAGAAAUACAAGUUCAUUGUGCUCAACAGCCUCAACCAGAAUGCCAAACCAGAGGGACCUGAGCAGGCCGAGCUGGGCCGCCUCUCCCCUCGAGCCUACACCGCCCCACCGGCCUGCCAGCCACCCAUGGAGCCCGAGAGCCUUGACCUCCAGUCCCCAACCAAGCUCAGCGUCAGCGGGGAGCACUCCACCAUCCCACAGGCCAGCCGGCUCAAUAACAUCGUCAACAGGUCCCUGACAGGCUCCCCCCGCAGCAACAGCGAGAGCCACUCACCGCUCUACUUGCACCCCCCCAAGUGCACGUCGUGCGGCUCUCAGUCCCCGCAGCAUGCAGAGAUGUGCCUCCACACCGCUGGCCCCACAUUCCCCGAGGAGAUGGGAGAGACCCAGUCUGAGUACUCGGAUUCCAGCUGUGAGAACGGGGCCUUCUUUUGCAAUGAGUGUGACUGCCGCUUCUCUGAGGAGGCCUCACUCAAGAGACACACGCUGCAGACCCACAGUGACAAACCCUACAAGUGUGACCGCUGCCAGGCCUCCUUCCGCUACAAGGGUAACCUCGCCAGCCACAAGACCGUCCACACGGGUGAGAAACCCUAUCGUUGUAACAUUUGUGGAGCCCAGUUCAACCGACCAGCCAACCUGAAAACCCAUACUCGAAUUCACUCUGGAGAGAAGCCCUACAAAUGCGAAACCUGUGGAGCCAGAUUUGUACAAGUGGCCCACCUCCGUGCCCACGUGCUCAUCCACACUGGAGAGAAGCCCUAUCCCUGUGAAAUCUGUGGCACUCGUUUCCGGCACCUUCAGACUCUGAAGAGCCACCUGCGAAUCCACACAGGAGAGAAACCUUACCAUUGUGAGAAGUGCAACCUGCAUUUCCGUCACAAAAGCCAGCUGCGUCUUCACUUGCGCCAAAAGCAUGGCGCCAUCACCAACACCAAGGUGCAAUACCGCGUGUCCGCCACUGACCUGCCCCCGGAGCUCCCCAAAGCCUGCUGAAGCAUGGAGUGUUGAUGCUUUCCAUUCGAGUCCCUUCUCAGAAUCUACCCAAAGGAUACUGUAACACUUUACAAUGUUCAUCCCAUGAUGUAGUGCCUCUUUCAUCCACUAGUGCAAAUCAUAGCUGGGGUGGGGGUGGGGGGAGGGGGCGUGGGGACUGGGGGCCAAGGCAGCUCCCCUUCCCCCACUGCCAUAAAACAUUAAUAAUAUUGCUUCUUCUCCUAUGUGUAAGGCAAACCAUGUCAGCAAAAAGCAAAAUCAUUUUAUAUAUCAAAGUGGGGGAGUAUGCAAAAGUUCUGACUUGACUUGGUCUGCAAAAUGAGGAAUGUAUAUGUUUUGUGGGGACAGAUGUUUCUUUUGUAUGUAAAUGUGCAUUCUUUUAAAAGAAGAGACUUCAGUAUGUUAUCAAAGAGAGGGCUUUAAUUUUUUUAACCAAAGGUGAAGGAAUAUAUGGCAGAGUUGUAAAUAUAUAAAUAUAUAUAUAUAUAAAAUAAAUAUAUAUAAACCUAAAAAAGAUAUAUUAAAAAUAUAAAACUGCGUUAAAGGCUCGAUUUUGUAUCUGCAGGCAGACACGGAUCUGAGAAUCUUUAUUGAGAAAGAGCACUUAAGAGAAUAUUUUAAGUAUUGCAUCUGUAUAAGUAAGAAAAUAUUUUGUCUAAAAUGCCUCAGUGUAUUUGUAUUUUUUUGCAAGUGAAGGUUUACAAUUUACAAAGUGUGUAUUAAAAAAAAAAAAAAAGAACAAAAAAAAGCUACCGAAGGAAAAAUGUGUAGUUUUGUUCUAGUUUUCAGUUUGUAUAUACCUGUACAACGUGUCCUACGGUGCCUUUUUUCAUGGAAGUUUUCAGUGAUGGACGAGCGCGCCAUCCCUUCUGAAGUGUAGGCAGACACAGGGACUUGAAGUUGUCGCUCACUAAGCUCUCUUUGGGAAUGUUUGUCUCAUCACAUUCUGCGUCAUGCUUGUGUUAGAACUACUCCGGAGACAGGGUUUGGCUGUGUCUAAACUGCAUUACUGCGUUGUAAAAUAUAGCUGUACAAAUACAAGAAUAAAAUGUAGAAAAGUCAA
Molecule: messenger RNA, 11086 nt
Organism: Mirounga angustirostris (Northern elephant seal)
Lineage: Eukaryota; Metazoa; Chordata; Mammalia; Carnivora; Phocidae
Gene: BCL6
Product: BCL6 transcription repressor
Exons: 10
Coding region: 7903-10023 (706 amino acids)
Biological process (GO): regulation of transcription by RNA polymerase II
Cellular component (GO): nucleus
Molecular function (GO): DNA-binding transcription factor activity, RNA polymerase II-specific; protein binding
Source: RefSeq, a predicted model, not a curated record